Messenger RNA from Ogataea haglerorum, 1527 nucleotides. RefSeq lists its product as uncharacterized. The coding region runs from base 1 to 1527 and encodes 508 amino acids. The record is from RefSeq and is a predicted model, not a curated record. Gene Ontology annotation, biological process: protein polyubiquitination; protein monoubiquitination. Gene Ontology annotation, molecular function: ubiquitin-ubiquitin ligase activity. The transcript has a single exon. Gene Ontology annotation, cellular component: ubiquitin ligase complex. NCBI's taxonomy places the organism in Eukaryota, Fungi, Ascomycota, Pichiomycetes, Pichiales, Pichiaceae.
AUGCAAGAUUUCCUUCCUUCAUACCAGCUCCACCGCUAUCUGAAUAGACACCUGGACGAGAUUAUCAAUGAUCACAAGCUUGACUCUCCACCGGAUUAUUCUGAGGUCGUAAAUGAGGCCGGAGGAAGAUCGCGAAUGUCAUUCGAAAUUCGUGAGGAGCCUCAGGAUGGAAUGGCUUCGUUGGUUUCGGACCAGAAGAACUCUGUGUGGAGAAAGAUUGACAAACUAAGGUACAUGGAUCAAACUUCUGUUUAUAUUGAUAUUCAACUGGAUGACUACACAAAUGUUCAUUAUGCUCCGGUCACUAGCGGAGACAUUGUGAAAGGAACGGUGAAAGUCCACAACAUCGGACCGCACCCGAUCCCCUUCGCAAACAUCUUUGUUAGCUUUGAAGGGUAUUUUUGGGCUUUGAAGUCCUCCUCCAAAAUGCUUAUCCAUAAUUUCUUGGACAUGAUAGAUUUUGAAGCCAGUUGUCUGUGCGAAGACCCUGAUGCAGGGCUCCCGCCUGACCGUAUCUUAAGACCAAACAGCUUAUAUAUGGUGCGCUUCAAGUUCCAAAUCCCGGAAACGUCUAAAUCGGGACAUUCUCUGCCUCCGUACAUGGGAGAUCUGCAUCUCAGACACAAGAUACACUCUCAGAUCCAGGAUUCGCUCUUUAUGCGGGACUGCUGUUUCCGUGGAGACUACAGCUGCGACAGUUAUAGCAUCAGCUACUCGGUCAAUGCCAGAUUGCUUGAACUGAGCGAGACAAAGGACGAGCUUGUCAUCAGACGUCACAGCAGACACAUGGUUGCGUUCAAGCCCAAGUUACAACCGGACGAUGCUUUGAUAUUGCUCGAUCCGGCCGAUGAACUGCGCUUGCUUGUGAACUCGCUUGAGGACGAGAUCAGAACUCUGCAAAUCAAAAGCGAGCCGCCGCCCGGGGCCAAGGCAGACGAAGCGCCCGGGUACUCGUUCCGAGUAUCACAAGAGCGGGUAGUAUUCCGACUCCAGCUGAAAAACAAGCCUGGCGUGUUUAUCGACAAGUAUCUAGAUUACUCGCUAAGCUCGGACCACCUCCAGACGAAACGGAACAUCGCCAUUACCUUCAAAGAGGAUAUGAAAAUAACCUCGAUUGACUUGUAUGCUGUCAACUACUACAACCAGCACAAGAUACCCGUUCACCUGUCUUCGGAGUGGUUUAUCAACCAUGUUCCUUUUGAGACGGUUAUUAGACCGAAGUUCAAGGAGCUGGAGACAAGCUUGGAGGGUUGCGGCAACGAAGAGUCGCUAGAGCUUGUGAAAAGUUUGAGCACGCUCAAGUUUACAGCAACCAAGAUGCCAAAGGUGAUUCAGUAUAAGAAAAUGGGCCCGACCUCCUUUGAGAUCAUCCUUACCAAACCCAAAAAAGAUAUUGUUAUUCCUUCUUUUGAGUUCAUGUUUUGUGGACGCAUCUAUUUCCUGCGUUUCUAUGUGAAGCUCCCACACGACUUCCUUUAUCAAGGCGAGUCCAAGCUGGCUUUCGACGUUCCGGUGUCCAUCCAUUGA